CAUCUCUCUAUCUGAGAUAUUUAAAAAUAUACCAGAAGAACUCACACCCUCAAGCUAGAUUUUCCUCCAUUUUCCCAGUGAAGAUGGCUCAUAUAUCAGCACCUUCAGUGCAGUGUCAAGUGCGGGUGGUUCCCACGAGCUCCUUCACUGCAAGGCCCAUGACAGCAAAAUUAUGGAACUCUCUUCUGUUGAAUCAGAGAAAAAAGGGAACUUCUAGAAGCUCUGCUAGAUUCAGAGUUCUUGCUCUGCAGUCUGAAAGCAGUACUGUUAACCGGCUCAAAGAUUUGCUUAAUCUAGACAUCACUCCCUACACUGAUAAAAUCAUUGCUGAGUACAUCUGGAUUGGAGGGUCAGGGAUCGAUCUUCGCAGCAAAUCGAGGACAAUCUCAAAGCCUGUCAAACACCCUUCUGAGCUUCCCAAAUGGAACUAUGAUGGAUCAAGUACAGGGCAAGCCCCAGGAGAGGACAGUGAAGUGAUUUUAUAUCCUCAAGCAAUCUUCAAGGACCCUUUUCGAGGCGGUAACAACAUUUUGGUGAUCUGUGAUUCAUACACCCCUGCUGGAGAGCCCAUUCCAACAAACAAACGGCACGGAGCUGCUGAGAUCUUCAGCAGUCAGAAGGUCAUCAAUGAAGUUCCAUGGUAUGGGAUAGAGCAGGAGUACACCCUACUCCAAACAAAUGUGAAGUGGCCUCUGGGUUGGCCUGUUGGAGGUUAUCCUGGCCCCCAAGGUCCUUACUACUGUGGUGCUGGAGCAGACAAGUCAUUCGGGCGCGACAUAUCAGAUGCCCAUUACAAGGCUUGCCUCUAUGCUGGUAUCAAUAUCAGUGGCACCAAUGGGGAGGUCAUGCCUGGCCAGUGGGAAUAUCAGGUUGGUCCAAGUGUUGGCAUUGAAGCUGGAGACCACAUCUGGUGUUCCAGAUACAUCCUUGAGAGAAUAACAGAACAAGCAGGGGUUGUGCUCUCACUCGAUCCAAAACCAAUAGAGGGUGACUGGAAUGGUGCAGGAUGUCACACUAACUACAGUACUAAGAGCAUGCGAGAGGAUGGAGGUUUUGAGGUGAUCAAGAAGGCAAUUUUGAAUCUCUCCCUUCGACAUGAGAAGCAUAUUAGUGCUUAUGGGGAAGGUAAUGAAAGAAGGCUCACAGGAAAGCACGAAACCGCCAGCAUUGACACCUUUUCUUGGGGAGUGGCUAACAGAGGUUGCUCAAUCCGUGUGGGGCGAGACACCGAGAAAAAUGGCAAAGGUUACUUGGAAGACCGGCGUCCGGCUUCUAACAUGGAUCCUUAUGUGGUGACAUCGUUACUGGCCGAGACUACAAUACUGUGGGAGCCAACACUGGAGGCUGAGGCCCUAGCUGCGCAGAAGCUGUCCAUGAAAGUUUAAUAAAAACCCGAAAAAUAGGCAAAAAUGGAAAUCAAAUAGAUGAUAGCAGAGUAGGUAGUAUUGCUUGUAAACUAAACUAGUCUAAGGCAAAGGACUAAGCGUUUGUUUUUUUUACUUUUUGCUGAAAACAAUUUAUUUUCAGAAUUUAGAU
Molecule: messenger RNA, 1536 nt
Organism: Vitis riparia (riverbank grape)
Lineage: Eukaryota; Viridiplantae; Streptophyta; Magnoliopsida; Vitales; Vitaceae
Product: glutamine synthetase leaf isozyme, chloroplastic-like
Exons: 14
Coding region: 84-1385 (433 amino acids)
Cellular component (GO): cytoplasm
Molecular function (GO): glutamine synthetase activity
Source: RefSeq, a predicted model, not a curated record